AAUAACAAGCUUAUGUGUCAUUUUAGCAUCCAUCAAUCCUUUAGUUUGUUUUUUUCUCGCCCUUCUGCAAUCUUAAAAGGGUUUUUCUUGGAUCCACGGUAGGGACUGAAUCUUCAAAAAAAUGGCAUCAAUUGCUUCUCCAAAGAUGUUAUGCUCUACAGUUUCUUCGAGGCAGUUGUCGGUAGCAGGUCCUUGUGUCUGUCCAUCGAGAGUCCUAUCAUGGAAGGGGACUCAGAAGAACCAGAAGAAGAGAUCCCUGACGGUGGUUGCCGCUGUUGGAGAUUUAUCUGCCGACAGCACAAAUUACCUGAUUGCCGGUGCGGUUGCUGUGGCCCUGGUCGGAACAGCCUUUCCGAUCAUUUUCUCCCGCAAGGACACAUGUCCUGAAUGCGACGGUGCUGGAUUUGUGCGGAAAGCAGGAGCAACUCUGAGGGCAAAUGCUGCAAGGAAGGACCAGGCUCAAAUUGUCUGUGCUCGUUGCAAUGGACUUGGCAAACUGAACCAGAUUGACAAGUGAAUGAUUUCACUUCACAUCCUUCUUUGUUAUGUAAUCUUAACACCCAGUUUCUUCUGUAAAGCCAUAAAACCCUCUUACUGCUUCCAUGGAAACUUCUUAGGUUUUCAAUAAAUAAAUUAAGCAUUAUUUAAUUUUUUUUCUAAAAAAAAGCCUUAAGCAUU
This is a messenger RNA of Rubroshorea leprosula, 678 nucleotides long. The record is from the annotation of a GenBank genome assembly. Lineage: Eukaryota; Viridiplantae; Streptophyta; Magnoliopsida; Malvales; Dipterocarpaceae.